Messenger RNA from Penicillium brasilianum, 1561 nucleotides. The record is from the annotation of a GenBank genome assembly. Lineage: Eukaryota; Fungi; Ascomycota; Eurotiomycetes; Eurotiales; Aspergillaceae.
CCGGUGGGCCUCGGCCAUUCCGGCGUGAUUGAACACCGAAGGCGCGAGCUACGAAUCAUGUGGAUUGUCAAAAGGACCUUCUUCGUUGAAAAACUCACUACAGACCUCGUUUGCGCUGGCAUCUCGUUGUUGUGGCUGUUUAUCGAACCCUUUUGACUUCCGAGUCGUCAGCCCAGUACAAACCCUCAACAUGGUUUCCCAAGAAGCUCGUCUCCGCGUGGUCAUUGUCGGCGCUGGUCUGAGUGGCAUUGCCACUGCCAUCUCUGCCGCCCUCUCCGGCCACUCGGUCCAGGUUAUCGAGCAGGCACAGGAGCUAGCCGAAGUUGGAGCCGGUCUACAGAUUACCCCAAAUGCCUCACGCCUCCUCAAACACUGGAAGCUCCGGGAUUCAUUAUGGGAGGCAGCGGCCGAGCCCACGAAGCUGACCGUCCACCGGUACUCGGGCGAAGUUUUGGCUCACGACGACGCUUUCGACAAGGGCAUCCGUGCCAAGUAUGAUGAUGCGCCCUUUGUUGAUCUGCACCGAGUGGAUCUGCAACAAGGAUUGUUUGCACGCGCCCAAGAUCUGGGUGUAACCUUCCACCUGGGCGAGAGAAUUGAGCGGAUCGACUUUGAUACUACGACCGUUCACUCGGUGGCGGGAAAUCACUACACCGGUGAUCUGAUUGUCGCUGCGGAUGGCUUGUGGUCUCGGUGCCGAGAGGCAUUUGAGGGAAGAAAGGAUGAGCCCCUUCCAACGGGCGAUCUGGCGUAUCGGAUCGUCUUGACUUCAGAUCAGGUUACUGACCCGAAGCUCAAGGCGCUCGUGGAGAAUCCCGAGGUGCAUUUCUGGGUUGGACCUGGCGCUCAUGCCGUGGCCUACUCUGUGCGAGGAGGAAAGAUGUACAACAUUGUCUUGCUGGUACCUGAUAAUCUCCCACCGGGUGUCUCGAGACAAGCUGGCUCGGUGGAUGAGAUGAAGGCGCUGUUUGUUGGUUGGGAUCCAAUCCUUACCAAGUUCCUGGACUAUGUCACAAGCGGGAGCAUCGACAAGUGGAAGUUGAUGCAUCACGGUGAAAUGGAGAAAUGGGUCAAUGACAAGUCCAAUCUUGUCUUCAUCGGCGACUCUUGCCACCCCAUGCUUCCCUAUCUGGCACAAGGUGCCAACUCCUCAUUAGAGGAUGGUGCCGUUCUCGGCCUCUUGCUGGGACACAUGACGGAUAAAGCCCAGCUGCCACGUAUCCUGCGUCUAUAUGAGAGCCUUCGCAAGUCUCGAGGAGAGGCUAUCGUUCGGGAGACGUUCAAGCAGAGACACGACUUCCACAUGGUGGAUGGCGAAGAGCAGAAGAGACGUGAUGAGGUAUUCCUAUCGCAGCUUGGCAAGGAGAUCAAGGGAGCUUUCCCUAGUCGAUGGACAUGUCCACAAGUUCAGCCCUGGCUAUACGGCUACGAUGCCAUCAAGGAAGUCGAGAAGGCCGUGGCACAACAUCCAGAAGUCUUCGCCAAGCAGACCAAGUCUCGGUCAUCCACUUGUUCGGUUCUGUAAACCAUUCUAUACACGAUUCAGCAUUUUAAAUAGGAU